UUUGGUCAAUAACAAAAGCUAAUUCAGAUGAACCUUUAUCACAUAACCGGCAGCUGAAACGACCACGUUUUCGACUCUGCCGCGCCACUCUGCUCUGUGAAAGAAAAACCCACCCUAAAACCCAGAAGGGUUUUGACCGUGAUGAAAAUAUUCAAAGCCUCAAAACCAUUGACCUUCAACUACAGUCAGCCACCUUCAACCCUUUUACCCCACUUCAAAAACGAACUCUUUGGCAAUGACUACAUAACCUCCUUGUGUAGACAGAAGCUUUACAGAGAAGCCCUUCAAGCAUUUGACUUUCUAGACAAGAACACCAAUUUCAAAGUGUUUCCCAGCACUUAUGCUAAUUUGGUUUCCGCUUGCUCAUUUUUAAGGUCUAUAGAACAUGGUAGGAGAAUCCAUCAUCAUAUUUUGGGGUCCAAUUGUGAGCAAGACGUUGUUCUUCAGAAUCACAUUCUUAACAUGUAUGGGAAAUGUGGGUCGUUUUGGGAUGCAGGGAAGGUAUUUGAUGAAAUGCCUGAGAGAAAUGUGGUGUCUUGGACUUCACUGAUUGCUGGAUAUUCACAGAAUAGGCAAGAGGUUAAAGCAGUUGAGUUGUAUUUCCAAAUGCUUCGAUCGGGUUGUAAGCCUGAUCAGUUUACUUUCGGAAGCAUAGUGAAAGCGUGCUCGGGUUUGGGGAAUGUGUGGUUGGGGAGACAACUCCAUGCCCAUGUUGUGAAAUCAGAAACUGGUUCACACCCUAUUGCACAAAAUGCGCUUACUUCAAUGUACACAAAGUUUGGUCUGAUUGCAGAUGCAUUUGAUGUGUUCACGCGUGUUGCGAUGAAGGAUUUGAUUUCUUGGGGUUCAAUCAUUGCAGGGUUUUCGCAACUUGGUUAUGAGAAAGAAGCUUUGGCUCAUUUUAAGGAAAUGCUGUGUCAGGGUGCUCACACGCCGAAUGAGUUUAUAUUUGGAAGUGCUUUUAGUGCGUGUAGCGGUCUUGUUCAACCGGAAUAUGGAAGGCAGAUACAUGGGAUGUGCAUAAAGUUUGGUUUAGGGAGAGACAAUUUUGCUGGAUGCUCCCUUUGUGACAUGUAUGCAAAGUGUGGACAUUUAGAGUCUGCAAGAACUGUAUUUUGUCACAUAGACCGACCUGAUUUGGUGUCCUGGAAUGCAAUGAUCUCGGGGUGUUCUAGUGUUGGAGAUGCCAAUGAAGCGGUAUCGUUCUUUUCUAGGAUGCAGCAUAUGAGACUAAUCCCCGAUGAAGUUAGUGUUCUCUCUGUACUUUCUGCUUGCACGAGCUCUCCAACACUUUCUCAGGGUAGACAGGUUCACUCCUACAUUAUCAAGGCAGCUUUUGAUUUCACUGUCGCUGUGUGUAAUGCUUUGCUAACAAUGUAUGCAAAGUGUUCAAAUCUCGAUGAUGCAUUUGUUGUGUUUGAAAAUAUGAGAAAUCAUACUGAUUCUGUUUCUUGGAAUGCCAUUAUUACAGCGUGCAUGCAGCACAACCAAGCUGGAGAAGUUUUCAGAUUAUUGAAGCUAAUGCUUAGUUCUGAAAUUAGGCCUGAUUAUAUUACUUUAAGUAAUGUAAUUGGAGCAUGUGCAGAUAUAGCAUCUCUGGAAGUUGGGAAUCAAAUUCAUUGCUUUACUGUGAAAAGUGGGUUUGUACUUGGUGUUACUGUCAGCAAUGGAUUGGUUGACAUGUAUACAAAGUGUGGAUCGCUUGAAAGUGCCAGAAAGCUCUUUAGUUUGAUGGAGAAUCCAGAUGUUGUGUCAUGGAGUAGUUUGAUUAUGGGUUAUGCUCAGUUCGGAUGUGGAGAGGAAGCUCUUGAGCUGUUUAAAACAAUGAAAGCAUUGGGUGUAAAACCAAAUGAAGUUACAAUGGUGGGGGUCCUUACAGCUUGCAGUCAUAUUGGACUGGUUGAAGAAGGGCGGCAAUUGUAUAAAACCAUGGAAUCUGAACAUGGUAUUGUGCCGACAAGAGAGCAUUGUUCUUGUAUGGUUGACUUACUUGCUCGUGCCGGAUGCUUACAUGAAGCGGAGGAGUUCAUCAAGAAAAUGACAUUUGAACCCGACAUUGUGGUGUGGAAGACUCUACUAGCUGCCUGCAAAACCUGUGGGAACACUGAAAUAGGAAAACAGGCAGCAGAGAAUGUACUAAAACUAGAUCCUUCCAAUUCUGCUGCACUUGUGUUACUUUGCAACAUCAAUGCUUCUUCUGGCAGAUGGGAUGAAGUUGCCAGGUUGAGGAAUAUGAUGCGAGAAAGUGGCGUAAAGAAAGUUCCAGGUCAGAGCUGGAUUGAAGUCAAGGAUAGGAUCCAUGUAUUUUUAGUUGAAGAUAGUUCGCACCCUGAGAGGGGUCGAAUAUAUGCAAUGCUAGAGGAGUUGUGGUUGCAGAUGUUGGAUGAUGGUUGUGAUCCACUUCAGCCAUAAGCUUGAGUGCCAGAGCUGAAGUUAUAUCUGGCUGUUCAGAAACAAAGGAAGACAAAGCCAGGUCUGUUGCAUCAGAGUAAGGAAAGAACAUAUCUUCUUCAAGGACUUUGCAGAAGCCCCAAGAAUGAUCACAAAUCAAGAAGAUACAGAAAGGUUGCGCCUGGUUUUUGACCCAAUGAAGAAGGGUUCGACUCGAAUUAUUGCCAUGAAUACGAGGGUAAACUGGUAAAGUGCUCACUGAAGUUAUGAAGUAUGAAGGCCUGAGCCUUUUUAAAACAAGGUGGGACUGUUAGUUCUGCCUGGUUAGUUGAUCUCGCUUGUUUUGUACUAACAAGCUACAUAGAUGGGUGAAUGUGAUGGCACAUUUUGGAAUUCCAGUCAGGCUCAAUUCCUUGACAUUUUCAUGGCAAUGGCCUAACUAUUGCCAGCAACAUGUCCGAUUUUCAACUAGACCAUAAAGCAGUUCUCAGUUCUGGACUACAGAUAAAUGGGAGCAAUUUAAAGGGAAAAAAAUCAAUCCCAUUUACGAGGUUUAAAGCAGGGCAGGAGGAACUUAAAUCAUAAGCAGCUUGUUAAUGCCUAGGCUGAAAACAGAACUCUGCGGCGUCCAAUCUUCUUUUCCUGUAAUUUUUGUAAUUCUUGAAUUGUAUAUGUUAAUCCUCAUGUUACAACAUCGACCAUAGCUCGUUCUCAUCCUCAACUC
Messenger RNA from Rosa chinensis, 3115 nucleotides. RefSeq names its product pentatricopeptide repeat-containing protein At3g53360, mitochondrial. The record is from RefSeq and is a predicted model, not a curated record. The coding region runs from base 142 to 2412 and encodes 756 amino acids. The transcript has a single exon. Lineage: Eukaryota; Viridiplantae; Streptophyta; Magnoliopsida; Rosales; Rosaceae. Gene Ontology annotation, molecular function: RNA binding; protein binding. Gene Ontology annotation, biological process: RNA modification.